Syngnathoides biaculeatus (alligator pipefish) is the source of this 405-nucleotide messenger RNA. RefSeq names its product tachykinin precursor 4 (gene tac4). NCBI's taxonomy places the organism in Eukaryota, Metazoa, Chordata, Actinopteri, Syngnathiformes, Syngnathidae. The coding region runs from base 30 to 371 and encodes 113 amino acids. The record is from RefSeq and is a predicted model, not a curated record. The transcript is spliced from 5 exons.
GUUUUUCCCCACAGCGCCUUCAAGUGAGCAUGGAUUCGCUGAGGUUUGCAACGCUGCUGUUGGUGGUGAUGGCACAGUCUCUCUGUGCACUCGGAGGUCCGCUAACCAGCCGGGAGGAGGGCAGGGAGGUGUGGACCCUGGACAACUGGCAGAACAACCCUCUAGCAAGCGGGAUAACCAUCCAUCUGGCAGACCUCAUCAAACGCUCUAAAGCACAGCAGUUCCACGGCCUGAUGGGAAGGAGCUUGGGGGUAUCACAGCCAAUGACUAUGGACAGGAAAAGAAAUAAAGGGGAGAUGUUUGUAGGACUCAUGGGGAGAAGGAGUUUAGACGAAGAUAUGCAAGAGGAGUGGAAAUCCUACUUGUACUAAAGAUGCAAAGGAGAAUGCUUUCAUAAACAUCACC